UUUGCUGUAACUGAGCUUUGGGCAGAGUGUGUCUCUGAUUGUGUGUGUGUGUGUGUGUCUUUAGGAAAGUGGAGGCAGCGUCUGGCAGGGUGAGGUUAGAUUCCUGAUCUCUGUUGGGUCUUGUUGGAGGAUUCCAACUGCCUACAACAGCCGCGGGACACAUUCGGCUGGAAAAGCGGAUAACGGUCUGGAAAAGUUGAGAGAAGGGAAGCUUUUGCUUUUUUCUUUUUUUGGUUGUGACUCUGGAUGUCAGCAAUAACAUUUGGAAGUUACCUGUGCGGAGAUUUCCCGAUUUUUUUGGGUGUGGAUUCGACAUCCUACAGCUAGGUGGCAGUCAUCGUACCAGAAGCCAGCCAAUUCUACAGAGGUCACGUGACCGGUGUCAACAAGGAAGUGCCGAUUUGCUUUGAAUUCAAGGCGCUAACUUCAGAACUACAAAGUUAAAGUACGAAGUUUUCAGGGAUGCCCUCUUCGGAACCGGUCCGGUUCGGUCGCAAGCGUCCCCUUCCGCCCUGUCCGAACCCGCUCUUCCUCCAGUGGCUCACGGAGCUCCGCGACGAGGCGAAAGAGAAGGGCCUGAAGAUCCAGUACACCUACCAGAAGGCCAUCAACUCCUUGAACAAAUACCCCCUCCCGUUGCAAAACGCCAAAGAGGCGAAGAUCCUGCAGAACUUUGGAGACGGGAUCUGCAGAAUCCUGGAGGAGAAGCUGCAGCGUCACUCCAGAGAGAAGGGUCCGGGCCCGCCUGAAGCCACUUGGAUCCAGAACUCUGAGCCCGGAGGCUCGCGGCUGGACCCUCCUGCAGGUCCCAUUCACUGCCCCUCCACGGCAGCGCCCCCUCCUGGACCAGCAGAACGCAGCAACAGGCUGGCUCCUUCCAAAAAGAAGAACGGCGACGAAGAUGAGGGCAGGCAGAGAGGAGGAGCGAGGAGGAAGAGGGAGUACGUUCCCCAGAGGAGGUCUGGAGGUCACGCCGUCCUGCUGGCCCUGUACAGACAGUCGCAGGUCCCGGACGGCAGAUCCUACAUGUUCAAGCUGGAGUUGCAGGCGGAAGCUCAGCCUCUUUGUGACAAGUCCUUCACUGUGCCCGACCCGGGCAGCAAGUACACGGCCUGGUCCUCGGUCAGCACCCUGAUCCAGAAGAACCUGGUCCUGAAGACGCACAGUCCGGCACGGUACUCGCUCACAGAGGAAGGUCUGGCUCUGGCCCGGCGGCUGGCGGCAGUGGAGCAGGAGGAGGAAGAUGAGGAGGCGGCCGGGCCAGGAGGAGGAGGAGAAGACGGGAGGAGGAGGGAGCGGCAGGAGCUGGAGGACGACUGCGCUGGCGUGGUGGAUCUCACGGAGAGCGAUGAAGACGACGAGACGGCCGGCUGCGCCACUCUGACUGACGACGUCGGUUCCUCGUCAGGAGGACCUCAGGGUUCCAGGACUACAAGCGGGAACGCCGACCGAGACGUUCUCGCUCCCGGGACGUACGAGAUCCUCCUGUGCGUGGACUUUAUCGAGACCACGGGCGGGAGCCAGCACCGGAAGCAGGAGCUGGUGAAGGAGCUGCAGAGGAACGGCGUCCGCUUCGACGUCCGGAAGCUGAACGUGGGAGAUUUCCUGUGGGUGGCGCGGGAAAACAUGGCCCCCGUUCCAGGUCAGCUGCGAGCGCCGGCGGGCCGUGAGCUCGUGCUGGAUUACAUCAUCGAGAGGAAGAGGAUGGACGACCUCUGUGGCAGCAUCAUCGACGGGCGUUUCCGCGAGCAAAAGUUUCGUCUAAAGAGGUGUGGCCUCCGCAAGCCCAUCUAUUUAGUAGAGGGGGGCUCGACAGCCGCCUCUCACCUGAGUCUACCUGAAGCUACGCUGCAGCAGGCCAUAGUGAACACGCAGGUGGUGGACGGCUUCUUUGUGAAGAGAGUUCAGGAUGUGAGGGAGUCGGCGGCUUACCUGACCGUCAUGACCAGACACCUGACCAAACUCUACCAGAACUGCACCCUGAGCCGCCGCUCCAGAGAGCAGGAGGGGGACGCGGCGAGCGACGAGGAGGCGACGGCGUCCUGCUCCCUCAUGUCGUUCGCAGAGUUCAACCACGGAGCCGUGAAGAACAAGUGUCAGACGGUGAGGGAGGUGUUUGCCAGGCAGUUGAUGCAGAUAAGCGGGUUGUCUGGAGACAAAGCAGCCGCCAUACUGCAGCACUACAGCACCCCCUACAGAUCUGAUCCCCAAGAAGCUCUACAGGACAAGAUGUCAUGCAGAACUCCCAACGAAAGCAUGACUUUCUCCAUCAACCAGACGCAGUAUACACCCAAUCUGAAUUCUUUGGACUUGUUUCUCAUUUCCCUCCAUGGAAUAGUUUCAAUCAUCGGCAUUGUGGAAAACCUCUUAAUCCUGGCUGUGGUGGGUUUUUACAUCCGCCGCUCUAUAAUCAGCACCUGGAUCUUGAACCUGGCAGCGUCUGACCUGUUGACCUCAGCCUUCCUGCCUUUCUUCACCCUGUACAUGGCCCAAGGAAAUAACUGGAUAUUGGGCAAAACCUUCUGCCGGAUCUAUUCCUCCAUCUUUUUCUUCAACAUGCACUUCAGUGGGUUCCUGCUGGCGGCCAUUUCUCUGGACCGCUGCCUGGUGGUGGUGAGGCCGGUCUGGGCCCAGAACUACAGAAGUAUCAAAGGAGUUAAGAGGAUUUGCGCAGGAAUCUGGAUGCUGGCCAUCAUCUGCAUCAUACCCUUUUUUUUGUUCCGUGACAUCAUUAAGGUUGGAGAUGGAAGGAAUCUGUGCUAUUACAACUACGCUCUGUAUCCUCCAAGUGAUCUGAACAAUCUACAGGCUUUAUGCAAGCAGCGCAAAGAGAUUUUAGCUUUCACCAAGUUCCUUUUAGCCUUCCUAAUUCCUCUCCUGAUCAUCAUCUUCAGCUACUUAGCAGUGAACUCCAGCCUGGCUCGUCGGGGAUGCCGCCGCGGCCCUUUGCGUUUGGUCCGGCUUGUGACCUUCUUUCUCUGCUGGGCCCCGUACCAGCUUUUCAUCAUUAUGGAGGUCAUGGCCCCAAACAAGCACCCUGUGAAAAAAUUUACUGAGAAGGCCCUUCCAGUUGCAGCAACGAUUGCUUUCCUAAACGCCACCUUGAAUCCCAUCUUGUACGUGUUCAGCUGCAACGACCUGCGCAUGAAGAUCAGGCACUCCUUUGGGGCGGUGAUGGAGAGAGUUCGCUGGUGAAGAAUCUGGUGGAGUUUACCCGCCAUCGCAGCACAGCUCGAAUCAGCCAAUCUGAGCUCAUGCUGAGGAAGAAGAGCAACAUCAGAAAAGUGUCUCCAAGCACUGAAGAGCAAGAGCAGAAAGACUGAACAAUUGCACUAUACCCCUCUGCCGCCCUUAAAAACAUAGCUGGAAGUUUUGAAAAGCCGAUUGUAGAUCUGUUAGUUGCUGGGUAGUUUUCAACAUUAUAUCCUGUUGGCAUUUUUAUUGAAAUAAAGGGCCAGUAAACAAAGAUCAUUCAAGUCAAA
Molecule: messenger RNA, 3482 nt
Organism: Oryzias latipes (Japanese medaka)
Lineage: Eukaryota; Metazoa; Chordata; Actinopteri; Beloniformes; Adrianichthyidae
Source: RefSeq, a predicted model, not a curated record